This is a messenger RNA of Cygnus olor (mute swan), 3398 nucleotides long. RefSeq names its product butyrophilin subfamily 1 member A1-like. The coding region runs from base 229 to 1812 and encodes 527 amino acids. The record is from RefSeq and is a predicted model, not a curated record. NCBI's taxonomy places the organism in Eukaryota, Metazoa, Chordata, Aves, Anseriformes, Anatidae. The transcript is spliced from 11 exons. Gene Ontology annotation, molecular function: protein binding.
GUGCUCAGAAAGUAGGAAGCAGAGGGCGAUUUUAGUGAGCUGGGGAAGCUGGCAGGAGCCUGCUUAUGCCCUCACAGCCACUGGGGUUUUCUGACCCACCCCACGCCCCCUUCUUAGCCCCCAGCAAGCUGCAAGGGGGGCAGGGCUGCAGUCCCAAGCGGCGAUGCUUCCUCCACCCCGGGGAGCAGCGGUCUGGAUGGGUUCAGGAGAGUGAAGGUGGAUGUGAAGAUGUUGGUUUCCUCCUGCCUCCUUUGCAGCAGCUCUGUCCUGGUUUGUGCCACAAUUUUCUUUGGUUUUCAUGUUCGCAAGCUGGAUUGUGCCCAGUUCCAAGUCCUGGGGUCUGAUCACCCCAUCACGGCCACCGUGGGAGGGGACGUCGUGUUGCCCUGUCACCUCUCCCCCAGGAUGAACGCCGAGCACAUGGAGGUGAGGUGGUUCCGCUCCCGGUUUUCCAUCUAUGUGCACCUCUACCACAGUGGGCAGGACCACUUCUCCUCCCAGAUGCCCGAAUACCAGGGGAGGACGGAGUUUUUGAAAGGGGGUGUCUCCGAUGGAAACGUUUCCUUGCGGAUCCUCAGGACCAGGCUGAGCGAUGAGGGACAGUACCAGUGUCUCAUUAAAGAUGGGAAUUUUUAUGAAGAAGCCACUCUGGAGCUGAAAAUAGCAGUUUCAGGUUCCAGCCCACUUUUGUCCGUGGAGGAUUACCAAGAUGGGGGAAUCCGCGUGGGAUGCCGAGCAGCCGGCUGGUACCCAAAGCCUGAGAUGCUGUGGAGAGAUUUCCAGGGGCAGCAGCUUCCUUCCUUUACCGAAUCUGCCUCCCAAGACAAGAACGGCUUCUUCCAGGUGGAAAAGACCAUCAUCAUCCACAAAAACUCAAAGCAAAAUGUGUCCUGUUCUGUCCAGAACACUCGACUUCCCCAGGAGAAGGACUCCUCAAUUUACAUAUCAGAUGCCAUUUUCCCAAAGGUCUCUCCCUGGAUGGUAACUCUCUUUGCUACCCUGGCCGUCUGGUUGUCUUUGCUGAUUUUCUUCCUAUUGUUAAUUUAUCGGCUACGAGCCAAACACGCCACAGAACUUGAGAAACGCAGUGCAGAAAUCCGGGAACGUGAUAUGGAAAUACAGAAACAUGCUGCAGAACUGCGGUGGAGAAAUGCUAUUGUCCCAGUGGAAGAAGUACACGUCACUCUGGACGCGGACACGGCGCACCCCCAGCUCAUCCUCUCCACGGAUGGGAAGAAGGUGCGGCGAGGAGACACGCGGCAACCCAUGCCUGACAAUCCUGAGAGAUACGACACCUACCACUGUGUCCUGGGCCAGGAGGGAUUUGUCUCGGGGAGAUGCUUCUGGGAGGUGGACGUGGGGACGGAGGAAGGGGGGGUCUGGGCAAUGGGGGUGGCCAGGGAGUCCAUGAAUAGGAAGGGGUGGAUCAACCCCGCUCCGCAGGGUGGUAUCUUGGCUCUUUUCCACUGCGGGGGCAAGUACUGGGCUCUGACCUCUCCUGACCACACAGCUCUCCUCCUCACCCAGGUGCCCCGGAUGAUUAGGGUUUACUUGGACUUUGAGGGACAGAAAGUAGCCUUUUUCAAUGCUGACAACCAAGAUCUGCUCUUUAGUUUCCCGCUGGCCCCAUUGAGUGGGGAGAAGAUCCGUCCCUGGUUCCGCGUGGGACCAAUUGCCCAACUCAGCCUGAAGUCACCUCUUCCAGUCCCGCAUGUCCCCAGCAUGGAGGAACCUCUGCUCCCUUCAUGUUUCCCCUUGAAGAGCCUCUCCACAGGGCAAAAGACUCCAUGCACACCAGAGGGCAGGGCAUGACCAAGGCUGUGAAAUCCCUGCUGUUGUCUAUAAGUGUCCAAGACUCUCCCAGUUGCAUCGUGCUACUGUGGCGGCCCAAGACUCUUCCAUCUGUGAUUGCACCUCUCCAUCCACCUCAGCAGAACUACCUCAGCUCCUGCUGUGCAUAGUGACAGUAGCUAAGGGGUUUUCUGCUCCUAAGUUGACGUCCCCAAGCCAGCUGCUUGCGCCCAGAAAUUCUCAUUUGCAACCCUCGGCUAUGCAUGGAUGCUAAACCAACAAGGGUGCUGGCACCCACCUGAUGUAUGGAAGGAAAACCCCACCAUGCCAAUGGCAGGUUGUGAGGCUGAGAAGAAGGAGCUGUGCACCUCCACCCUCUUCUUUUUCACGUUGCCUCCAUUCCUUCCAGUCCUGUGAAACGUGGCCCAUUGAGUGAGUGGUGGUGGUUGUUGUGCAUUUCCAGACAAGGAGCCGCUCCUGCACCAUUCUGACACUUGCUGCUCCUCCAAGUGUUGCGUUGAGCUCACCUGUGUGUACAAGAGAUGCUACUUGGAUAAGGGUGUCCUCGUGGCGUUUUUGGCUAGUGACACCUUUGUGGGUGAUUUGGAGGGGGAAUUUUACUCUCCCUUUUCUGAAAAGGGAAAAAUGACAGGAAAGCAUCCAGAAGGAGCUGCCAGUGGCGCACCCUGGGUUAGCAAAUGGAGAAGACAGAGGUCAAGCCAUGAUCCAUUGCUUUGAGUUUAUACACUGUAGCUUCAGAAAACACUCAGUUUUUGGGGUCUCGGGUUUUGGACAGGAAGAGAGAUCUCCAUAUGGGCAGCCAGGGCAGGGCCCCCACCCCAAUGCAGAUGAGCAAGGAAGGAUCCAGCAGUGCAGCUGGCUUCGGAUGAGGAUCCAGAGCCCCAGGGCAUGCCAGAAGCUGGGCUGAACAUCAGGAGGAGCUGUGGGCAAGGCUGAGCUCUCCUGUGAAGCAGGCUAGGGCCUAUCUGGAAGCCACCCAGACAGCAUCUCGGUGGCAGGAGGUGCACCAAGGCCAUCCUGCAGCUGGGUCCAGCCUCAAGAUACUUGGCAUCCUCUGCUCUACACCAUUUGAGGAGCCUGGAUGCUUGCAGCAGGGGUGGGAGCAGCCUAAUCUGGACCCAAGGUAGGUGCCCUUCAUUGCUUGAGCAGACAAGAGGCAGGGAUUUUGAUUUCUGCAUGAAUCCCAUUCAAAACUGCAACUGGGAAGGGGGCUUAGUGACCCCGGAGCACCCAAAGUUCAGCACCGAACUUGGAAAGUCAUGAAAAAAGGCAAAGAAAAAGCAGGACCUGACCCGUCCUGCUGUUCAAGAUGGGGGACAGCUGCCAGGGCUCAAAGCAAGCAGCUCAUCUCUGAGUGCUCCUCUCCUGCUCAGCAGCCAAGAAAACAACAGGUUUCUCCAAAAGAGGAGGAGAGCCCUCAGCUGGAAGGCUCCAGACCUGCAUUUUUUUCUCCCCAAGCCCUGGUUUCGUCCAUUUCCCCAUGAUUUUACAAGGAAACUGACUGGUCCCCCCCAUGUUCCUCAACCCUGGUAAUAUGGUUAGUAUAGCUAAUGGCAUUUUUUAACAUAAACAGUCAUUCUCUUUGA